Musca vetustissima is the source of this 900-nucleotide messenger RNA. RefSeq names its product cytochrome P450 6d1-like. Gene Ontology annotation, molecular function: monooxygenase activity; heme binding; oxidoreductase activity, acting on paired donors, with incorporation or reduction of molecular oxygen. The record is from RefSeq and is a predicted model, not a curated record. Lineage: Eukaryota; Metazoa; Arthropoda; Insecta; Diptera; Muscidae. The transcript has 4 exons. The coding region runs from base 1 to 900 and encodes 299 amino acids.
AUGUUUGACCGAUACAACCCAAGCACAGUGUUUUAUAGUAUUGCCCAAUUUUUGGCCCUAUUUGGUACCCUGGAUCCCAUUACAGCAGACUUGAGGGAGAUUGUCAGACGUACCAUAGAAUAUCGUGAAAAACACGGUGUCGCUCGUAAAGAUAUCCUUCAACUCUUAUUACAACUAAGAAAUUCCGGCGAAGUUAGGGAGGAUGACGAUACGACCACCUGGCAGGUCGAUGCUGUAGCUGAAAAUCAAAAAACCAUGUCAAUUGAUACAAUUACUGCAAAUCUAUUUCUCUUCUAUAUUGCCGGUUCUGAAACAACAUCCUCGACCAUUGCCUACACCCUCUACGAAUUGGCUAUGUAUCCAGAAAUAUUACAACGUGUCCAAGCCGAAGUUCUCCGGUGUCUGGAAAGAAAUAAUCUCAAGCGAUGGGAUAAUUUGUCCUAUGAUAUUUUACAGGAGAUGCCAUAUUUGGAUCUGUGUAUAAUGGAAACCACUCGCAAAUAUCCCGGCCUACCCAUUUGGAAUCGUGAAUGCACGAAGGACUAUCGUUUAAGCCACAAUGAUUUUGUCAUAAAGAAGGGCACAGCCAUAAUAAUACCCAUUAUGGGUAUUGGUCGAGAUGCAAAAUAUUUUCCCCAACCCAUGGAUUACAAACCGGAACGUUAUGCCGAGGAGAAGGAUCGAAAUAAUAUGACUGCUUUCAUGCCAUUUGGUGAUGGUCCACGAUAUUGUAUUGCUAAGCGAAUGGGCAUUAUAAAUGUGAAAGCUGCUUUGGUAAAAAUCUUAGCAAAUUUCAAUAUUGAAACACAGCCACGUAAGGAGAUUGAAUUUAAAUUUCACUCUACGCCCGUGUUAAUGCCUAAGGAAGGUUUGAAAAUAACACUUGUGAAAAAGUACUAA